AUGGAGAAGUUUUGGGCAGAGGUCGAACAGAGCCAGACUCUGAGCCAGGAGGAGACUGAAACCAUAGCCACGAUCCCAUUUGAGACGACCGAUAUAUCCGGUAUAUCUCUGGACGCACCUACUGGAUUGCAUAUCGCUACUGAUCUCCACCUGGAAAAGAAGUUGGAACCGGUCAGAGUCGUGGCGGGCCAAGACAGGAGUGAAAACAUUGGCAAUGGUUACAUCUCCGUGGCCAGACGGCGGGGUCUGCCGCAGCUGAAUCUGGAGCAGACCGAAUCGUACAUCUUCGAGCUACCAACAAUCUCCAACCAGUCUCUCGAGCCUGAAGUGGCGGAUGCCAAGGAUACCAAUAUACCCACGAUUCAGGGGAACCCGCCCAUCCCUCAGAAUCCGGAGCUUGAGACGGUGGCUCCCGAGUCUCUUGACAGCUCCCUGCUGACAGUCUCGCAGCCCAGGUUGAGCAGUAUUAAAGAUCGUAUCCUGCUCUUUGAGCGGACAUGCCUUCCACCAUCCGUGUCUACCGAGCCGGCCACUUCCGAAUGGCUGGGCGCGGACAUACAGGAGAAUAGUGCCACAACUCCACUGACUCCGUCGAUCAAUAUGGUCGAAUUGAACUCCGACAGAAUCGGUGCUGGUUGCUGUACCGUUGAGUCGUCCCAGGUGCUGGUGGAGCACAUGCAGCCCAAGGCGGAUGUGGUGGUGGAGGCCCACAGCGACUGCCCCCAGCAACCGGCCCGCCAGCAGAUGGAAGAAGCUCAGCGCUUGGAGCAGACGAACUCCACUCUGGACCAAGAAAUCGACCUAAUGAUCGAGCGCGCUUUGAACGAGGUGAACAAGAUGGCUGUGGCCCCCAACGAAGUGGACAAGCUGAGAAACUACCUCCAGGCCAACAAGAACCGAUUCAACAAGCUGGUUCAGUACCAGUAUGACGAGAGCCUGCGUAUGCAAGCAGAGUUUGAUCGCCAGCAGAAGUUCCUCAUCAAACAGAUUUGCGCGGAAAUAGAGUUGCCGUUCGCACCGCUGUCGGAGCAUACCAGCACCCGGUCUCUGCAGCAGCAGGCCGAUGAGCCCAUUAGCAAUAGCAUGGCUACCACAAGUGGCGCUGAUUCGCCCUAUCCUGUACCUAUUGCGGACAGCUACAUCCCCAGUCACCCUCUCCCCAAGUGCUUUUUUGGAACAGGCCAAGGGGUUCCCAAAAGCUCUGAGCACGAGUCGAAGUCACUGUCCGGGACUGUCCGCAAAAGCAAUCUGAACAAUAGCAAACGUCCAGCAGCCAGGUCUGUAUCCACCGCCCAAAAAAGCAACAACUGCAGAACUCCAGGGACAGUGUUCACAGGAGUUGCAUUCCAGCGCGUCGUGGGUGGCGGUGGAGGAAGUGUAGGCAGCGAAGGUCUUAAGAAGACUUCACUAGGAAGGGGCAAUGCAACCGCCACCAGGUCCCGCAGCACUGCACGCCAUCCUCCCCAGGGGCAGCAGCAACAGCAGCGUGGUGCAUCAAAAGCCAGGAAGACAUCAACGCCCAUGCGCGGACGCAAUGUGAGUUCACACAAGUAG
Drosophila pseudoobscura is the source of this 1554-nucleotide messenger RNA. RefSeq lists its product as uncharacterized. Lineage: Eukaryota; Metazoa; Arthropoda; Insecta; Diptera; Drosophilidae. The transcript has a single exon. The record is from RefSeq and is a predicted model, not a curated record. Bases 1 to 1554 code for a protein of 517 amino acids.